Exserohilum turcica Et28A is the source of this 1791-nucleotide messenger RNA. RefSeq lists its product as uncharacterized. Gene Ontology annotation, molecular function: dipeptidyl-peptidase activity. The coding region runs from base 1 to 1791 and encodes 596 amino acids. The transcript has 2 exons. NCBI's taxonomy places the organism in Eukaryota, Fungi, Ascomycota, Dothideomycetes, Pleosporales, Pleosporaceae. The record is from RefSeq and is a predicted model, not a curated record.
AUGCCUACCCAAAUGCCACAAGUUGCGUACAAACGCAUAUCCAAACCCGAAGUUGGUGUCAACAACUAUCAAGGCUUCACACCUGGCAAAGUCGAAAUUGUGAAGAAGGGCGCCCGACCUUAUGGAGGCCGCGCCUUGGAGAGCGACAUUCGGAUAGAUCACGACGUUGAGAUCAAGGUCCGCGACGGUGUACGAUUGUACGCAGACAUCUAUCGACCUGCCGAUGCCAAAGACGAUGAAAAGUUACCAGCUGUCGUUAGUUGGUCGUGUUACGGAAAGAAAUAUUCUGCGCUUCACAUGCUACCAAUGUGUGUAUGGCAAUGCUGCGUACCCAAAGAGGCCUUGAGCGGCUUGGAGAAGUUUGAAGGUCUGGAUCCUGUAACUUGGUGCCCGCGCGGCUAUGCAAUUGUCUCUGUCGACUCUCGCGGCACAGGCGAUUCCGAUGGCUCAAUCCCACUGAUGGGCUCUCAAGACGCCGAAGACUGCUAUGAUGUUAUUGAAGCGCUUGCAGCAAUGCCGUGGAGCAAUGGCAAGGUUGGAAUGGCUGGAAACUCUGCACUUGCAAUCAUCCAAUGGCACGUCGCUUCGCUCCGGCCACCCCACCUUGCCGCCAUUGCACCCUGGGAAGGAUCAGGAGAUAUCUAUCGAGAGCAGUUCUGCCGCGGUGGCAUAUUCUCCAUGUCCAACUUUGAUCUUAUUACGAAAUUCAUCAUUAAAACCAACAACCCAAACGGUGGUAUCGAGGACAUGGCUGAAAUGUACCGAAGAUCCCCAGUUUCAAACGCCUACUGGGAAGACAAGCGACCGGACAUGACCCGAAUUCAGUGUCCGGUGUACAUCAGUGGGAGCGACUUUAGUAGUAUUCAUACUAUGGGUUCUGUGAGGGCGUGGCUCGAACUUCCUCACAACAACAAAUGGAUCCGAUGGAGUUCAUACCAAGAGUGGUACGAGCUGUACUGCGUCGAACACUCCCAUGAUGAGCUGCACAAGUACUUCGACUACUAUCUCAAAGGGAUUAGCAACGAUUGGGAGACAACUCCAAAGGUUCGAUGGUCAGCAUUGCAAUUUGGUGAUCAUGAUGCGAUCGACAACAUUGAAUACGCCGACUUUCCUAUACCGGACACUCAGUACCGAGCUUUCCACCUUUCCAAAUCAGGCCUCAGUGAGAAACCAGCCUCUGCGGAAGAAGUAGUUUCGUAUAAUUCCGAGGACUCCAAGUCAAUCGUAGAGUUUACUCAUACGUUUACCGAGAAGUCUCGACUGAUUGGACUACCAAAAGCCAUACUCUAUAUGUCCUGUCCUUCUCACGAUGACAUGAAUGUAUUCGUCAUAUUGCGGAAGCGAGACAAAAACGGCGAUCUUCUGAUGCAUCUGUGCUUUCCUUUCUCUGCAGUACCAGAGGAGAUCAAGAGCAUUGCAGAUAUUCCAGAGAAGGAUCGACAGAGUACCAAUUUACACAUGGGAAGUGUAGGUACUCUGCGUGCAAGCCACCGAAGUAUCAUCCCAGAAAAGUCAAUCCACGAGCAAUUCCCGUUCCACCCACAUGAUAUCGAGGAGAAGGUCACACCCGGUGAGAUAAUCAAGCUCGAGAUCGGAAUCUGGUCGAUGGGUGUAGACUUUGAAGAGGGACAAUCAAUCAGUGUUCAGGUCUCAGGAACAUUCCCAUCCAUUGCAGAAUACACUGCAUUUUCAACUGAGCGACCAGAAAGUGAGAGGAAUAGAGGAGAUCAUAGGGUUCAUAUCGGCCCUGAUACUCCUAGCCGUGUGAUUCUGCCUUUUGUCCCGUUGUAG